This is a messenger RNA of Andrographis paniculata, 1881 nucleotides long. RefSeq lists its product as uncharacterized. Lineage: Eukaryota; Viridiplantae; Streptophyta; Magnoliopsida; Lamiales; Acanthaceae. The coding region runs from base 181 to 1317 and encodes 378 amino acids. The record is from RefSeq and is a predicted model, not a curated record. The transcript has 4 exons.
UACAAACUCCAUUGAACAAAUCUUCUGUGUCUCGUCCCAUUCGACGGUUCGGAAAUCAAUUCAAUCGCCGACAAUCUCGCCGCCUCUCCGCCGCUGCGCAACCGACCGACCAAGCCAAAUGCCUCACGCCUGGCGCCGAUCGGCACCCGCACUUAUCCACUGAAAGGAUACUUCACUUCCAUGGGGAUCCCUAUGGGCACCGAUUUCCCCUCCAAGGUCACUGUUCGCCACCGAGCUGCACUGGCGGUGCUCUUCCUCGUCGCGGCGGUUGUAUCCUGCGUGAUCCUCUACAACGCCACCGACUCCCUCGGAUUCCGAACUCUACACGCCGUCCGCGGUUUCCCCUUCCCCUUCCCCUUCCGAGACGACGACGAAUCCCUAACUUCGGACAGUGAGGAGUAUAAUCUUGAAAGAGUUUUGAUGGAUGCUUCUAUGCCAGAUAACACAGUGAUCUUGACAACUUUAAACGAAGCUUGGGCAAGACCAGGUUCGAUUUUUGAUCUCUUCCUCGAGAGCUUCAGAAUCGGGGAGCAUACGCGCCCUUUGCUCAACCAUUUAGUGAUUAUAACACUUGAUCAUAAGGCAUUUUCGUGGUGUCGAGCUGUACACUCUCACUGCUUUGCCCUAAUCAUGGAAGGCGUUGAUUUUUCGCGCGAGGCUUAUUUUAUGACUCCUGAUUACUUAACAAUGAUGUGGACAAGAAUCGAUUUCCUACGUACAAUUCUUGAAAUGGGAUACAACUUUGUUUUCACGGAUGCGGACGUAAUGUGGUUCAGAAAUCCGUUCCCUGAAUUUUAUUCGGAUGCAGAUUUUCAAAUCGCAUGCGAUCACUUCUCGGGUAAAUCUGAUGAUAGAAAGAAUAAACCUAAUGGAGGGUUCAAAUUUGUUCGAACGAGUAACAGGUCCAUAGAGUUUUACAAACACUGGUACUUAUCCCGCGAGAAGUACCCCGGAUUACACGAUCAAGAUGUUCUUAAUCGAAUCAAGAACGAUUCCUUUGUAAGACAGAGUGGGCUCAAAAUCAGAUUCUUGGACACCGCCCUAUUUGGUGGCUUUUGCGAGCCGAGUAAAGAUCUCAAUGAAGUUUGCACGAUGCACGCGAAUUGCUGCUUCGGAUUAGACAGCAAACUCCACGACCUCAGAAUUUUGAUCGAAGACUGGAAGAGGUACUUGUCUCUUCCCCCGCGUUUAAAACCCUCGAUGCCAUCAUGGAGAGUUCCUCAAAAUUGCAGUCUCGAGUCUCUCCACUUGCACUUUCCAAAGGCCCCCGAGGAGGAUAAUGAGGAUGUUGAGGACAUUGAUGACUUCGAUAAAUAACAACCUCUAUGAUUCUCGACUAGAGGAUUAUUUCAUGUUCUUGAGCAGGAAUAACGUGCUGUAAGAUCUUGGUUAGGUUGCCCGCCCUCUAUUUAUUUCGAUUAUAAUAGGUUGCUUAGUUAUUGCUAAGCUGAGAAUGCAAUGAGGGCACUCUUGUUGCAGGGAAGUUGUAUGAUUCUUGUUGAAUGUCGACCCCUCUAGGAUCGACAAUAAGAGGUGUUUCUCGGAAAUGCUACGAGGCUCGUUAUCUAGAUCUACAUAGUAGUAGUAGUCGUUGUCGUCGUAGGAGGCAUCGAUUGCUCUCGGGGAAACUAGAUAUAUAUAUAUAUUUAUACUGUAAGUUAUCUUGUGUCAUUUGUAGUUUCUUAUUGAUGUUUUUGUUUGUGAUCUCGGCAGUGUGAUUUGCUUUGUCGAAUUUACCCAAAAUGGGUAAUGGCUGUCGAUCUACGUUAUAAAUAUAUAUAUAUAUAUAUAUUGUGUUUGUUUAGGGGAUUGAAUUUUAAAUACAUUAUUUAUUUCAUUUUUUUUCCCGAAAAUAUCAAAUCAAAUGCUUAUUUUACAUUU